Molecule: messenger RNA, 750 nt
Organism: Limulus polyphemus (Atlantic horseshoe crab)
Lineage: Eukaryota; Metazoa; Arthropoda; Merostomata; Xiphosura; Limulidae
Product: beta-scruin-like
Exons: 4
Molecular function (GO): protein binding
Source: RefSeq, a predicted model, not a curated record
AUGUAUGAACCCGAACUCGAUCAGUGGACCAGUCUUGCUUCCAUACCAGAACCCUUGAUGGGAAGCGCUGUUACAAACAAUGAGGGACUCAUCUAUGUUGUUGGAGGCCUAACAACUAAGAAAGAAAAGAACCAAGAGGGAGUCCUAUCUAAUAAAAUAUACUGUUUCGACCCACUGAAUAAUAAGUGGUAUCGGAAGCCUCCAUUACCUUGCCCUCGUGCUUUUGCAUCUGCUACCACACAAAACAAGAAAAUCUGGAUUUGGGGUGGUGCUAGUUUGUCAGAAGGAGGGACUCUUGCCAGCACUACUUCUGUUGAUAUCUGGGAUCCAAAGAAAGGACGUUUUGAGCAACACCUCAUAUUUGAUUCGCCAAAACAUUGUCUUGCUGUUACCAAAGCUGGAACUCAAGUGUUUAUAAUUGGAGGUAUGAGUAGCAAAGAAAACUCGUCACUGGCUGAGGUUCAAGUUUAUGACAGGAAGCGGGAUAUUCUACAGAAAUGUGCUUUCUUACCUGUGUCUUUGACUGGAACAGCUGCAGUUGGAAUACCAGUAAACCGGAGUCCUGCUAGUGAUAUCACCACAAGUAAAACAACUAGAAGUGGCUCUAGAAAAACACAGAAAACAUUGAAGGUAAACGUAGGUGAAGGUGAUAGAGUCUCUGGACGCAUUCGAACUUACAUCACUGGUUAUCGACCUAAAGCACCAGGUGAUGAUGAUCUUUCUAAAGAUUUCGCACCAGUUACUAUACCU